This is a messenger RNA of Vidua chalybeata, 1869 nucleotides long. It is a transcript of the gene ELOVL7, whose product is annotated as ELOVL fatty acid elongase 7. Gene Ontology annotation, cellular component: endoplasmic reticulum membrane; endoplasmic reticulum. Gene Ontology annotation, biological process: fatty acid elongation, polyunsaturated fatty acid; very long-chain fatty acid biosynthetic process; fatty acid elongation, saturated fatty acid. The record is from RefSeq and is a predicted model, not a curated record. The transcript has 8 exons. Gene Ontology annotation, molecular function: fatty acid elongase activity. Bases 91 to 936 code for a protein of 281 amino acids. NCBI's taxonomy places the organism in Eukaryota, Metazoa, Chordata, Aves, Passeriformes, Viduidae.
CCAGCGGGAAACCGGAGCGCGGGGCACCGCGGUGGUCUUGGGAACAGGAGCCUUCGGCGUUCUUCCGCAGGGCAGCAUCAUAAAAAUCAAAUGAGAAUGGCCUUUAGCAAUCUGACAUCAAAGGCUAUACUACUGUAUGAUGAAUGGAUUAAAGAUGCCGAUCCAAGAUUGGAAGGCUGGCCACUCAUGUCUUCACCUUUUCCAACAACUUUUAUCAUUGGAACCUACGUUUAUUUUGUCACUUCCUUGGGACCCAAACUCAUGGAAAAUAAAAAACCUUUUGAACUCAGGCAGAUCAUGACGUUUUAUAAUUUUAGUGUGGUAGCCCUCUCUUUAUAUAUGACUUAUGAAUUUCUUAUGUCAGGCUGGGCCACAGGAUACUCAUUCCGGUGUGAUAUCGUUGACUACUCAAGGUCACCAACAGCUCUAAGAAUGGUGCGAACUUGUUGGCUUUACUUCUUUUCCAAGUUCAUUGAAUUACUAGACACUAUAUUUUUUGUGCUGCGUAAGAAAAACAACCAAGUUACAUUCCUGCAUGUCUUUCAUCAUUCCAUCAUGCCAUGGACCUGGUGGUUUGGAGUCAAAUUUGCUGCAGGUGGUUUAGGAACAUUUCAUGCUUUGCUGAACUGUAUUGUGCAUGUUGUCAUGUACACUUACUAUGGAAUCUGUUCUUUGGGACCAGCUUAUCAUAAAUAUUUGUGGUGGAAAAAGUACAUGACAACUAUACAACUUGUCCAAUUUAUUAUGAUUACAGUCCACAUAGGACAAAUCUACAUCAUGGAUGAUUGUCCAUACCAGUAUCCAAUUUUCAUGUUUAUUAUCUGGCUUUAUGGCUCCAUGUUUUUAGUCUUGUUUCUCCACUUCUGGUACCACGCUUACACGAAGGGACAAAGACUGCCAAAAAUGGCAAGAAAUGGCAUCAGCAAAGAUCAGUGAAACAAAUUAGUGUCUCUAAAACCAAAGAAAUGUAUCUGUCAAAGGGGAAACUUGCACUACUUGACAAUCAAGACAUUUAGGUGCGCACACUACAUGGUGUAUAUUUUGUAUGUUUUCUUCCAAAACAGAAUUUGUAUUUUUACCGUAAGUUAUUUGGGAUUCAGAACAUGGGAGUGGGGAAGAACUGUGGAUCUCUGAUUAAAAAACAAAAAGAGGUCUCUAUCUAGAAAAUGCACAAAAAUAAAGAUAAUUGGAAAAACUAAAAUGUGUAUGACAAGUACUGAGUACUUUGAACACACUUUGAGGGGGAUAAAAAAUACUUCACUUUAAAUGUUGUAAGUUGCUAAGACUGUCAGCUGCAUUUUAUUAUAAGAAUGAUUCUUCAGUAAGUACUGUUUUUAGAAUCUAAGGCAUAUUAAUAUAGUUAAUACAUAAAUAUUGUUACAUCUGUUUAUAAACUGUAUUACUUUAAAGGAAGGAUUGUAUGUUAAUCUGUCAAGACAGCGUUUCAUUUGAAGAUCACAGAUUUUUGGAUAUACUGUCUUUUACUAGGAGAACUGAAUUCAUUUCAUGUUCUACUCAGUUGAACAUUAUCGUAAAUGUUGGAAAGCUACUAAUAUGGGGAUUAUCUGAAUUGUCUUGUAGCAUACUGAUCAAAACAUCUUACUGAUUUGUUCACUGUUGUAGCCAAAUAUACUUAUUAUUCAAUGUGUCUAUGGAUAUACUUUAAAUUGGUAGCCUGUGUUGUUUGUGAAGUGGGGCUAGGAGGAUUAUGGAAUCUUUUAAUUCAAUAGCCAAAAUCUUAGUAGUCAAAUAAAAUGUAAAAAAAAAAAUUGAUUUAGUGAUUUAAAUCUGAAAUGUUGCCUACCAUGAUUGUACUGUGCUCUACAUUCUUCCAUUUCCAUUAUCUAUUGAAAUACAUGUCUAGAAAGA